AUGAUAUAUAUUGUAGAGAACCCGCAGUCCCUUAGCUAUUUGCUUAAUGAGGGCGGGGUAGGUAAGAGAUUUAUUAAAAGUGAACGGGAAAUAAAUUUAUUGAUUUAUAAUACUACUUCCCUAAUAAUACGUAGUAUAAAGUUCUUUCUAUUUUUCUACCUUAAAGAGAGGGUCGAAGAGGGGGUCGAAGUUCUUAAUUAUAACUUUCUCCUUAUAAAGGGUGCCUUCACAGACUUUUACUUUAUAAGCUUAUCGUAUAUUUCUUCUUAUAGGCUAAUCGAGGGUAAUUUUGUAGUAUUAUUAGGAGGCAAUUUAAAAAUAGUACUUAUAAGGAUAGAGAUUUUAAAAGAGAAAAAGUAA
This is a messenger RNA of Neurospora hispaniola, 360 nucleotides long. RefSeq lists its product as uncharacterized. The record is from RefSeq and is a predicted model, not a curated record. Bases 1 to 360 code for a protein of 119 amino acids. Lineage: Eukaryota; Fungi; Ascomycota; Sordariomycetes; Sordariales; Sordariaceae. The transcript is spliced from 17 exons.